GUAUAGCCAGUCACCGGCGGACGCACUCGCACACACGACCGGCGGGGAGGCGCACGCCCGCGCCCAUACACACACGCACACACCCAGACAGUCCGGCGAUUGCACUCACACACGUAUAAACGCGCGCGCGAAAGCUCAUACGGCAGUGCCUUCUCGUCGUCGUCGUCAUCGUCGUCGUCGUCGCCGCCGCCGCCGCCGCCGCCCAAAAACUGUUCGUCCUGUCCUCGUCGCAUAUUAUAUAAUAUCGUGUACACGAUACGUUUACAGUACUGCUGCGACCGUAACCCAGGGGCGCGCGCGCAGCCUGUGUAGGAGUGGAACACGUCGCGAGCAAAGGAGAGAACACCGCAGAUAUCAACGACUCUCGUCUCGUCAGCCGCGGCCGACAACGCUGCCGUCCCAGCAUCGCAAACGUUAGCUGUCUUGGACCGUUCUUUCCCCCCGCAGUAGUGCCUGUACGCUGUUCAGUGUCCGCUGGACGCACGAGACGCACGGCGUUCACACGACCAAAGUACUGCAGCACAGCAGCGGCCUUCGUCGAGUUCCGAUCGCUCACCGGGCAACGAAAUGUGAGUACCGCCGAUGCACGUCUAUAAUAUUAUUAUACCUAAUCGAUGAAAAUCGAUUUCAUGAUCAUCGUUACGAAUCGCUCUGUGCUAUAACAUAAUGCGUGCAUGACGAUGCGACCAUAUUUUUACUAUAUAACGGCAUGAUAGUGACGCCGUUCAUUCGAACCGCUCGUGCCAAAAACGCCCUUAUGUACGGUUAGCGCGGCGGAAAGUGUACCAUACUCCGACCCCUCCCGUUCCGACCCGUCCAACAUCGACCACCAUCCUUCGCCGGCCCCCCCCGCCCGGCGGUAUCGCGCGACGAUUCUCGUUCCCGGCGGCCCGCGCCCGUCCGACACCACGCGUACCUGUGCACAAUAUACUUAAUCUCCGCGCCGCACGACUCGCGUAAAAUCGUAUAUUAUAUUAUUAUCGCGGACAAACGACGCGGUUUUUCCGGACGACUCGUCGUCUCGCGUAUCGGGCCCACGCGAGUUUUCUUCCGCGUAUUUCCCGCCCCGCGGCCGGUCCCCGCCGUUUUCACCAUCGAUUUAUCAGCAGGGAGGCGGUGGCGGCGACGACGACGGCGUCGUGCGUAUAGGUCAACCGUGUUCCGCCGUCGUCGACUGCGUGCACCACAAUACCCGUACCGAGACUACCCCGUGGGGACGGAUUGAAGUCAAUAAAAAAUCCGUCGCGAAUUGCAACAAAUGUAAUUAUUAUAUUAUAUUGAAUACGGCGCCUUAUACAGACAGCAAAAAAAAAAAAAUACCCAAUCGAUUUUAUUCGCUGUAAAACGGUGUCGCGUGAAAAAUUCGAGCGGGGGAAAUUAGAAUUUCGUCGUCAUAUUGUUAUAGACAAGAUUUUAACUUUUAACUCGGUCGGAUUGGCCGGGUUGGCCGGAUCGUAUGCACUUUUUACCCACGCACAAUGUUUCAUAUUUGAUAAUUUUAUUUUUGCGUCUUUUUUUAUUAUUUUUUAUAUCCACUUCAGGUCGGCGGCAGGCACGUUUUUCAGAAAUCCUGCACGUCGCCUCUGGUGUUUGUCGUAUGAUAAGUAAGGAUGGGCCCAGUGGUUAAAGUGGGCGGGGGUAGGACGUAAAGAUGGAGGGCUCUAGUCUUCGGAGUCCGGGAUGACGGUUUAUUUAUUGUCACCGAGAUAUUUUCAAUGCAAUUUUAAAAACUCUGACUAGUUUUAUUACGAAAAAUACAUUUUUUAAUAUCUAUCGGAUUAUGCAUACAAUCAGACUUUUUAGAGGGGUGGGGUCGGUGCAGUUUAUCUGUGAGCCUUACUAGCAUAACAUUAUAGUGAACGAAUAUGUGUGGAAGAAAAACGUUUUGAAAGUCUUUUACCCGUGUGGGUUUACUGAUGUAAGUUCGGUUGCGUUAUGUCAGUUCGCGGGAACGCCCCUAAGUUUUGGUAAAUACAGUUCUCCCUCGAAGUUUUUUCCACUUUAAUCACCGCUACCGAUAUAAAACCGAUUGAAAUUAAUAACCGAUUUAUUGUUAUUAUUUUUUUUUUUAAUAAGAUUUCAUAGACGUUUCUCCAAAAAUAUUUCGGCAAUAAGUGAUAAUUAGGUGCACAUGUUAAAUCGGUUAGAUUGUAUCGUAAAUAUAUAUAUAUUUUUUUUAUCUCUAUUCCUUUAUUCUAUUUAAAUGUUUUUAAUUUCGGAGGUUUCGGUAAUUGAUUUACUAUCCGUGGAACAUUUUUAUUUCCGCCCGACCCUCGGGCGUUUCAGAUUUUAUUUCACUCGAGAACACUCCGAUUGAAGUUACGAAACUGCGCCGGGUUUUACAAAGAUUUUACAAGUUCAUUUUUAACGAAUUCGACACGGCGUGCCUGUAUUCGAUCCCGAUCUCGACGACCUAAAAAUCACCCGAAACGUUAUAUCGGUCAGACGAACUUUGUACACGCGCACCUAUAUAAUGUCGUAAAUAAAUAUGCUGGCGUACGGUGAACUAAAUAAUAUUUCGAGGCGGCGUUGAGUGUGGGCGCGGGCGCACGCGUGCGCCUGUGUUCGUUUAUAAUAUUUAGGCGUACGCUGUACAAAAUACGCAUAUAGGUACCCCGGAAGUGAUUGAUAAAAAGAAAAAAAAAACCGUUUAAAUUUACGUGGCGCCGCACGAACGGGCAAAAAAUAUAUAGGCCAAACGUGGUUGAAGUACCUGCAUUACCGCACAGGAAGUCGAGCGAAUCGAACGCGAGGGUCCGGGCCGAACUUUAUGCGAUGUUAUACCGGCACUUUAGUAUAGCGUAUAGACAUGAUUUUGAAUAGGGGGGGGGGCGGUAGACUAAAUACGUUCCGCUUGAAUCCUUGGCGGGUUCGGGGUACAACCCUCCUCGCCCACAACAAAUUUAUAAAAAGCGUUUUCGUCAAUGUAAUAAUUUAGACAUAAAUCGACAAAAAAAAAGAAAAAGAAAAGAAGGUUAAUAAUAAUUAUGAAAUGAACUUGUAAUGUAUAUAUAUAUUACAAUUAUUACAUAUAACGUCUUGUCAUAUUAUAUUGUAACUAUAUUUAUUACACCCACAUGCGGCUGCAUCCUCCUAGGAAAAUUUUGUGCGAGUAAUUCUAAAAGACUUGUUUUUUAUUUAUAUUAACUAUCGUGUACCCACGGUUAAUCUAUUUUCCAACAUUUUAAAUUCUUAUUUUAAACAAUUAAGUUCACUCAGGAGUGGAAGAAAUAACUGUAAACAUAAUCAAUACUCAGACCGUAAAAUACCAUACAUAGGUACAUAACCUGCACCGUCUCCUUAGCUUCCUCCUUUGGUCACGUCACUGUGGCACCCGGUAUAGGGAAUAUUUUAUUCAUUAUCUGUUAGUAAUAUUGUUGGUGUUAAUAUGCAUCGGUUUGACGAUAAAAAUGAGAAUAAAUCUAAGACUGUGUGCUUUUUUUUACAGGGCCGAUGGAACGGGCGCUGGACUUACCGCUGGAGAUGACACUGUGGUCGGAGGGCCCAAGACACCACAGCAAAUCGCGGCGCAAAAGCGACUGCAGCAAACACAAGCCCAAGUCGACGAGGUACGUUUGCGAAUACCCGGAAACGGACACAAACGAUGAUUCGUUUGUAAUUUGUAUUAUUAUUAUUUUUUUAACGUAACGUUGUCGGACGUUCGUUUUUGUUAGGUGGUGGACAUCAUGAAGACAAACGUAAUGAAGGUGCUGGACAGGGAUCAAAAACUGUCCGAACUGGAUGAUAGAGCAGGUUAAACUAGUUUUUAUAAUAAUUAUAGUACAUAUACGCAUUAUAUCUAUGUAUUAAUAUUACUUUUUGUUUUGAUUUUCUGGUUCAUAUAUAGACGCUUUACAGCAAGGUGCAUCGCAAUUUGAACAACAGGCUGGAAAACUGAAGAGAAAAUUUUGGCUACAAAAUUUAAAGGUAUGUACGUGCUAUUAAAUUUAAUCAUGAUUACUGAUAUGGAUAACACUUGUUUAAAUGCUUAUUGUUCAAAUCGAUAACUCGAUGGGAACAAUAACUAUUGGUUUAUGAGAGUAAAGUUGGGUUCACAAUUAAAGAUUUGUUCGUUGUUUUUUUUUUAUGAGAGAUUCAGUAAUGAUCGAAUAAAAUAUAAUCUCAUAUUCUCGGAUUAAAAAUACUUCCUCCCAUAUUAACGGAUCUAUUAUUAUUAUUUUUAACAAAUAAAAUGAGCAGAUACGUAGGUAUACUGUUAUUUUAUGAUAUUUGUUUUUAAUUAUGCGCAAUUAUUGAGUAAACAAUAUUUUAUACAAUUAUGUGACUAGAAAGACACAGAUUCAUAAUAUAAUAAUUAUUAUAAUUCUAUAAUACUAGGUAUAAACCAGUAUAAUUUAUAUUCAAACGUUAAUAUAAAACUAUGAAUUUUGACUUAAAAUAUUAAAAAACUGACCUAAUUUGUAUAAGUAUUCAUUUUAUAACGAGACACUAAUCUAUGUGUUUUUAAACUCGAUUAUCAAUGAAAUUCGACGAAUAUUAUAACAAUUUAAUACGCUAUACAGAAAAUAGAAUAUUUUUAAAAGGCAUUAGAACAUUCUCGUUCUAUAUUAAUAUUGAUUUUUAUUUGUGACAUUUACGAGGUAUGCCUACUUACAUAGACAUUACGGUUUAGAUAAUGUUAAAGAUAAAUAAAAUGUAUUAUAUGUUGCUUGCUCGGUAAACGAAGAUAAAGAAUUAUUGGUGUGGACUAGACGUGUUUAACAGGAUGUAGCCAAAUUAAAAAAUUAAAUUAAAUAAUAAUAACUGAUGCGAUGAUACUUUAGUACAUAUCUACCUCACCGCUUAACUAAGUUUAAGUCAAAUUGUUUUUAUAUUUUAUAUUUGUUUAAUAUGCCAGUUUAAUAAGCAAUAAAAAUGCUCGAAUAUAUUGAUUUGUACCUGUUAAGAAAGAGACUCUGCGUUAAAAUACAGAGUAGUCUUAAGUACAUAAUAUUAGUACUCAUAUCCAGUCAUAGAUGAGGGGAUGUGACGAUAGCGUUAUGUCUAUAUCAGCGUUUCCCAACCUGGGGUUAAUUACCCCCCAAGGGGUAAAACACAAUUUUUUGAGGAGUAAAGACUACCUAACCUAAAUAAUUAUUUUUUAAUUUAUGUACUUUAUACCUAUAUUAUUAUUAACUCUGCAUCAUUCAUGUGUACUACGAUUGCAAUUGUUUUUUUUCUUUUGUUGAGAGAGGCAUUUAUUAAUUUCUAACCUGAUUUAUGAGUAAUAGUUUUAAAAAGAUUGGGAACCACUAGUCUAUAUCCAUACCUAAAGAACGUAUUGUAGAUUAAUAUAAUAUUUACUUAAUAGUUGUUCCGUCAAACUGUAAACAAAUAAUUAAAAUAUGAAUCAUCAUAAUUUCUUAUCGACAGAAUUUUAUGGUCUUUCUACUUAAAAAUAAAAACAUUGUCUGUAUUUAUUCAGUUAAAUAAGGCAUAUUAUUGUAUGUGCCAUGGAAAAACAAAACUUUAUAACAGUAUAAUAAUUAAAACACACAUAGUAUAAUAUAUUGUAAUAUUAUACAUUUAUACGUAUGAAGUAACAAAAAUAGGUAUAUAUAUAUAUAUCUAUGUCUAAGUGAUACCGAACACGGAGUUCAGGUCUAUUCAAGACCACAUCAUUCUUUGGGGAUGGUGUGGCGGUGAUGGUGGUAGAUGAUAUAUUUUGCAAUUUGUUAGUGCACAAUAAAAUAUUUCAUUAUACUGCUCGUACGCAGUUACAUAAGUUCAAAAUAGUAUACAAUCAUGAUUCGUUUUCUGAGCUGAGCAUAGGAUUUUAUAGCACUCGAAAAUUAAUUUAUAUGGAUAAAAUUUAUGAAAUAAUUAAAACUGAAAAAUGUUCAAUAGACGUUCGGAUAAAUGUAAAUCGGGGAACAGGUAUGCUUAUAGCCAAAUAGGUGGUAGUGAUUACAAUACGACUACAAUAUUUACUUAGACCAUUUCAAAACUGACUCGACGCUACUGCUAUUGUUGAUUAUUAUACCAUUUAUAUGUUUGUAAUAUUAAAGCAUAACUUAACGAAUUUUUCCAUUGAUAAAUAUAUGACACAUUACAAAUUAUAUAACAAUUUAUAAAUUAAAAUAAUAUAGUAUAGGCAGCUACAAUGUUACAGUUGUCAAUUUCUUAUGCAUUUCUGCAUAUCAUUAAUUACGUUUUUGAUAAAUUUGAAACAGGUAAAUUUAUUUUCCAGUUAAUAAUGAUUUGUCAUUCGUAUUUAUUUGUUGGUCCUAAAUAAAAGACACAUUUUGCUGCGUGUUUAUGUGGCCAUAAAAUAUAACGUUACCCAAAAUAAAUAUGAAAAAUAAUACUAUUAUUAUUCGUCCAAAUCCAUUCGCAAAUAAUAAUAUGCAUAUUGCACAUGCAUUGUACUACAAAUUAUAUGUGGACUCCUUUUUAAUUGCAUUACAUAAUAUUAUACUAUAGUAGUAAUUAUGAAUUAGAUGUAAUGUGUAUAAUAGUUAUCUAAUUAUGUUGUUAAAUAUUAUUUAAAAUACGUUUUAAUUUUUUAAUUUCAGAUGAUGAUCAUAAUGGGAGUAAUCGGUCUUGUAAUAUUAGCCAUUAUAGUUGGUAAGUUCCAAUAAAAAAACUCUUUGAUGGCUUAAAAAAUGUAAAAGAUAUCGGGAAGUCAAACAAAUUUACCUAUUCACGAAAAAUAAUUGUUUAAAAACGAAUACAAUAUAAUAUACAAUAGAGUUUAAUUAAGCAUUCCUCAAGUUUCAAUUAUAUACGAUAUAUAUACAACGUUAUCAGUUAGAAAUACACAAAAUUAACAAAUUAAUAUUGUUUUUAAAGCUUAUUUUUUUAUUCAAAGUUCAACUUUAAUUUAUCCCUAAUAACUUUAUAAACAUAAAAUUAUGUACUAUCUCUCUCUCUCUCUAUAUAUAUUUAUAUAUAUGAAUGAUUUUUUUUUUUAGUAUUUAUUAAUUUAUCAAUAUAUAUGUAUAUAUAUAUAUAUAUAUAUAUAUAUAAUAUAUAUAUGUAUAUACAUAUUAUAUUAUGUAUGUAUUAUAUAUAAAUAAUUGAUGUGUUCAGCUUAUAAAAAUAUUGUUGUCUAGCUGAAAUUUUAGGACAUUCGUAUUGUACUAUAUAAAGUCGAAUAUCAAUAAUAUUUCCUAAAUAUUACUCGUUUAUAUUAUAUUGUUUGAAUAAUACAGUAUUAUCCAUUAUUAGAAUAAUUUGUUUAGGUAAAAAGUUAACGAAAUAAAACAUAAUUUUAUUGUGCUAUUAUUAAUGAUGUGUCUUGUAUAUUUGGCGUUGUAUUUUUUUUAAAAUUUUUUUUUUUUUUUUUUGACUAUGCGUGCGGCUACAACACGAUUGAGCAAAAUUUGCGCAAUCGUGUAUACUUAAAUAGCCAUCGAAAUACAUACACGACUGCGCAAAUUUCUCAUAUAUAUACACGAUUGCGAAAGAUUUUAAAUGCAACGUAUCCAUAACGUACUAGUUAUACAACCCCAGUGUACGACAUAAAAACAGUUAAUGAAAUAGAUGAUUAUUUUUACAUUUUUCAAGAUGAUAACCAUAGUUAUAAACAUUGUUAAUAAUUUGUUGUUGCUAAAUUGUGAUUUUUACACAAAACGCGGUUUGUAAUAUAUUUAUUUACACAUGGCAACAUAUCAUUUAAGAUCUUGCGCAAUCGUGUAUGUAUUUCGAUGGCUAUUAAAAUAUACACGAUUGCGCAAAUUUUGCUCAAUCGUUCACCUCUGAUGCGUGUAUACACCCACGCAAUAAAAAACACUAUCUAUACAAUAUUAUGAUAAACCAGAGAAAGAUAUCGUCUACCGAAAUUGUGGAACAUAUAUUUUUUUUCUUUGAAAAAAAAAAAAAACACUUACAUACAUAAUACUAUAAUACAUUAUAUUAUACUCGUACAUUUUUUGUACAAACAUAAUAAUACACAACGGAUAAUCAUGCUUUUUUUUGUGCGCUUUAUGUUUUUGUGUGCCGUUUAUUUUCGUUUCAUUCCGAUCAUAUUAUAUUAUGACGCGUGUCUUAUGCAUUUUGUUUCGACAAUCGUUGAUACCUACUUAUAAAUUACCUACUUGCAACAUAAUUCUUGUUGAAACAAUCUAACUCGAACACUCUAUUCUUUUCGGUAUGUAAUUUUAUUUCAAUAGGUAAUUUUUAUUUUUUAUUUUUUAAUUAAUAAUAUUAUAUUACUUACUUUUUUUUUUUUAUUUCUUUUUGCACUAUAUUAUAUAUCUAUUGCUGUAUAUCACAAACAUUAAUUUUUUUCUUAACAUAACAUCUGUAAUACGAAUUAGAAAAUGAAAAAUAUUUGAAAAUAGUAUCCUAUUAUUAUUUCUGUCCGUCCAUUAUAUUCAGUAGUUUGGCUUAUCACCAGCAAUACAUUAUAACCGUAACUGAGAAUAUUAAAUUAGUUUUUAAAGAAAAUAGAAAUUCAUUUAGGUAACACAAAUAUCAAUUCAUUAAACUUUAUUCAUUAAUAUUGCCUUUCAGUUUUUUUUUAAACAUUAGUAACGCAUUUUAAAUACCUACUUUAGUUUAAUAUUAUUUGCAUGGCUUAUGAAUAUUUUGUGUACACCAACUACAAAAACAGCACAAUAUAACAUUUUAUUUGACAUUAAAUCGACAAACCAACCAAUAACAUUUACAACGUAACCUGCUAUUAGAGAAAUUUCGAAUUGGUUUUUUCUUUUUAUUAGUCGAAAAGUUAAUACUGAUGAUUUUAUACAUUUAUUGUAUAACAUAACAUAACAUAACAUAUUGUAAACAACUUACUAUUUAAGUUAUCGACACUAAAGUAUGUAAUAAAAUUGAAUAUGUAUUUAAAUAUAAUGUAUAGGUAUCUAGGUAUGAUCUCAUCAUCAUUAAUACUUACAGUUAAUAGCUAUAUACAAUUUAAAGAAAAAAACAAAGUUUUAGGGAACUUAUUUCCAUAACAAUUUUACGAUUUUUGACUAUUUAAAUUUUAAAAUAUCUGGUGAACUUAUUUUUAUUCGGUCAUUGGAUAUUAAAAAAACGAAAAACAGUUCUGUGCGAAAUUCGGUUAAACAUGUUUUAAAUACUUUGCCUCCACAGUCAUGUCCAUGUUUUUUCUUCAAUUUAUCAAGUUUAUACUAACCGUCAUGCUAAAUAUUAUAAUUGCACGUAUAACCAAUAUGUAAUGCGAUACAAUAAUCAAUUUAUUCAUUGGAUAAAUUUAAAAUAAUUAUCAGUAAUAUUUUAAUAAAUUACUUGAAUAAUAAUAAAAAACUACCAAUGCAUCAAUUUAGUGAUAAAUUUGUUUGUAAAACUAAUUGAAAAAUUUGGGGUGCUUUCCGCUAUAUUAAGCACUGCUAAUCGUGUCUUUGACCGUUAUAUUUAUGUUAAAUUACACCAAAUAACUUUCACGUACAGGUUUUGUUAAGGAAUUUAAGUAAUCUUAUCUUCGUGCCGUUAUUAUGAUUACCCAUGUUAUACAUUCGGAUAAUUAACACAUUUUCGAAGAAAAAAAAAAAGAAAGAUUGCUGGUAGUUAUUACGUAACGAUAUGUAUGUAAUAAAAUUAUUGUUUUUAGAGCAAAUUUUUUUAUUUUGACUAUUAUAUAGAUAUAGCAUUAUUUAAUUUUGUAUAGUUAUGCUGAGUUAUUAUUUUUUUAAAUCAAACAUUGUAUAAUAACACUGUGUUUUUAACAUUUUUUGCAGCUUGGUUUUCGGACGAUUAAAACAUAACAAAAUCCGAUUUCGAGCCUCCAUCACAUCAUCUAACAACUAUCAAAACGUGACUCUUUAAUUGAUAAAGAAACUAAAGGUGCAUAAAAAAAAAAAUUAUAUAUAAUAAUAAUAAUAAAUAACGCUUUGGAAAACUGCCCCUACCCAAAAAAGAAAAAAAAAACUAAUCGGUAAUGCUCGUUCAAAAUACUGGUUUUGUUAUACAAAUACAUAUAAUUAUGUAUAAUAGUUAUACUACUUAUAUACUUAUAUAAAUAUUACUAUAUUAUAUAUUCUGCAGGGUGAUAUUUUUUUUAUCAUGAACCAACCAUUUUCUUAGUCGAUCGUUUGUAUUUAUAGAUCUGUAUCUUUAUAAUUAUAACCGUUAUAUAUUUUUCAAAAAAAAAAAAAAUCAAAACAAUUUGUAUACUACUUAGUUUUAACUUUGUUGUUUCAGUUUUUUUUUUCUCAAUUUAAUAUCUUAUGAUAUUAAUUAUUUUCUGAAACUAUCGUUGCAUACUUAAAUAAUGAAUAUAAUAUGUUGCCAAAUAAUUUGUCGUUUUAAACUUUAGAAGUAGGAACAAAUUAAAAAAUUAUCGAUUUAAAAAGUGUAAAUAUAUUAUAACUGUAAUUAAUAACUUCGAUGUUAAAACAGUUAUAAGUACAAACAAUUCACUAAGAAUUUGGCUCGCUUUCAAGAUACAAAAAAAAAAAAAUCACAUUUAAGGCAUACAAUAUAAAAUCCGUAAGUCGUUUGUGAAUAUGACGUGGGUAUAUACAUCUGCAAUAUCAUAGAUUAAAAAUAUUUUUAUCUAUGUAGAUGUAUACUUUUUUAAACAUUGACAUUUAUAUACUGUUAGAUUGUUCACGACAAAUACAAAAUAAUAGCAUAUUAUACAUAACCUACCGGCUACCAAUAUUAUGACAAUAUCCUUUUGUAAAUAUCAUUCAAAACUAUUUUAUAUAAUGUAAAAUAUUAUGUUUAUAAUCGCAUCAUCAUAUUAUUAUAUUAUAGGACUAAAAAUUAUUAACCGAGUCUAUAUAUUUCUUCGUUAAUCGAAUUAUUUUAUUCGAAAUAAUCGUAUUCAAUCUUUCAUCGAGUCGUAAAAAUUGGGUAGGAAGUUAUUCUCGAAAACAUUAUUAUACCGACGCUAUAAUAAUAUUAUUAUUAUUAUUAUUAUUAUUAUUUUAUGUAUACGAAAACUAUAUAAUUUAUUGUUGUUGUUUUUUUUUUUUUUUUUUUUGUAUUAGAAGUACUGUUUGUAUACUCAUGAUUUUUUAUAAUAUCCGCUUACCUAUUUAAUUUUUGACAUUUUAUUAUGUAUCGGAGCGGGGGUAGGGUACAGUUAUAAGCGUAAUAUUUUCUAUACACAAAUGGCAAUACAAUAUGGCACAUUUGUUUUCAAAAUUUAAAAUGAUAUCAUCAUAUUAUUAUAUACGCGUUUAAUACCGUGGGUCUGGUAUUAAAAUAUUUUUUAUCGACGUUUCUCUAAAAUAUAAUGAGCUUUUCACUUAUCUAUACCGAAUCAAAGGGUCAGUGGAUUUAAAUUCCUAUUUACACCUACAGGUGCGUAUCUAAGAAGGUUUUCCGGAAGAUGAGGAGUUGACAGCUUUUUUCAUAAAUACCCUAGGGUCUAGGCUUUAUGACCCGUCAUACUUUUCUUUGAAAACACUAUUUCUUAGCAAUUUAAAAAGGGCUGCAACCCCCCCUUAUAAACACGCCCUGAUAUAUGAUAAUUUUCAAGCUACAUUACAAGUUAAACGGAUAACUAUUUAAGUUAUAAACAAGUUAUACGAUUAUGUUUCUUCAUCCUUCGCCUUUAUUCCACACGUGAGAACAGUGUUAUACUAUGCCACGCCAUGCCCAUAAUUACAUCAAUUAGGCACAUAUUAUUAAUUUCUCUAUCUACUCCUUCCUGCACAUAUCUUCAUAUCUCCUCUCUAAUGACCUCUAAUCAAUUUUUCUUUGGCCAGCUACUUCUCCGGCUUCCGUCUAUAUUUAACUCACCUAUGCUUUCGACUAUUUAAUCGUUUAAAAUGUCUAAAAUUUUAAAAAAUAUCCAUGACGAUUAUGGCUUUUGAGUAAAAAAAUGCUCUAUUGUUCAUUAGAGUUUACUAAAGUUUUAUAUAUUUAAAAUAUAAUAUAACAAACUCAAUAAUAUACUUACAUAAGUGCUAAUUUGGAUGAUUUAGGGAAAUUGAUUAGGGAAAACGUUAUAUACUAGACCCACAUAAUGUCAAAAAAUGACCUAAGUCGAUGAAACUACCUAUUAAUUGUUGUUCGAAUAUUUAAUUCAACGUUUUAAAUAGGAAAAUUAAAUGUACACAAUUACUCGGGUUCGUAAAGAUUGUAAAAUUCAUUACUCGUAUAGAUUACAAAAUAAAAAAUAAAAAACUAACUAAUUAACAAAUAUUCAAAAUCCUCGUAGAAACGUUUAAAAAAAAUAAAAAAAAACGUUAGACGCUAUCGAAUUUAAACUAUGAUAAAUAUAAUCAAUUUAAUCAAUAUAAUAUAUAUAUAUCAUAUAAACAUAACCAAUUAUUAAUUAUAUAAUAUAGUAUAUUAUAAAUCAUGUAGUAUAUAAAUUUCGAAUUUUCACAUUUAGUAUUUUGUAAAUGUAUUUAACACUAUAUGGUAUAGGGACUUCAAGGGACAUGUUUUACUCGUAUAACUGCAUUUGGGGCUUGUGACCGAUAAACGAAGUAGGUAUAACGGUCGUCCGUCAAUAUACGCAUAUAAUAUCGACUUGAAUCAUUUUUCGACAUUAUAACCGUAUAUUAAUUAUGUAAUUGUAAAAUGUAAACCUACGUUUCGGCCACACUAACAUUCGUAACGAGGAAGUCUGUUAUUAUUAUAAUAUUAAAGGUAUACAACGCGAUUUGUGCUUUCUCGUCUAUACUUUUCAUGAAUGCCUUUAUAUAAAUAAAUUGUUAUAACAAUAAUCAUAAAAAAUAUUAUGUAAGGGUAUAUUUUGUCUCCAGUGUUA
Cinara cedri is the source of this 12637-nucleotide messenger RNA. The record is from the annotation of a GenBank genome assembly. NCBI's taxonomy places the organism in Eukaryota, Metazoa, Arthropoda, Insecta, Hemiptera, Aphididae.